Messenger RNA from Orbilia oligospora ATCC 24927, 918 nucleotides. RefSeq lists its product as uncharacterized. The transcript is spliced from 3 exons. Lineage: Eukaryota; Fungi; Ascomycota; Orbiliomycetes; Orbiliales; Orbiliaceae. The record is from RefSeq and is a predicted model, not a curated record. Bases 1 to 918 code for a protein of 305 amino acids.
AUGCCUGCAUUAACCUUCAACCCACAGGGCAUGGGUGUCCUCUCAGACGAUGUCAUUCUUCUAAUAUACCCAGAACUGGACUCCUGGGAAACUGUCGCCUCAUUAUCGAGUGUCAACCACCGAUUUCGCGACCUCUUUCUGUACCAACAAGAAAGCAUUAAAAGGCGGGUUUAUGCCCGUGAAUACGCCAUCACUCGCCCGAAAGGCCACCAAGACGCUUUUCGUCUUGCCAGAUAUAUGACCACAAAUGUGCUCCAUUCGAAUAAGACCCGAAUAGGACCUUCAGAUCUCACUUGGAAGGAAAUCGAGCAACUCCAGGCCAAUCAAGCUGCUAUCCAGUACCUGCAGGAUAGGUUUCUGGAGAUUCGAAGGGAGCAGAAGAGUAAGGCCAGAAACGAAGAUCUCACUUGCACUGAGGUUGACAAGUUUUGUCAGGCGGCUACACGGUUUUGGAUCUUCUGUGCAAUGUUCGCUGAUAAUCCUAGAUCACGAGCGGACCAGAAAUCCCUCGUUGAAUCCUGGUGCUUCAAUACUGCAAGCGAGCUUCAAUAUAUCCGAGAGUUGAUUCUUUUUCUUUGGAGACUGCUUCGGGAUUCGAUUCCGGAGAGCGAAGAACAUGUCGCUCAGGCCUGGGCUGAAAAGGUUGGGAUAAGGUGCUUCUCGACUCCCGGCGGCGGACCAUCCGAUACUAAAUGGAUUGACUUUCUCAUGUCCCGCGGCUGUGGGGUUCUCUUUGAUUUGGUAAAGCAAGAAAGUGUGCUCAAAAGAGUUCUCUACAUUGCCAAAUCCCCAUUUGGAUAUCGCACAGACGCGGCAGACUACGUCUUCCUAUGCGGCUCUGCUGUUAACCAAGUCAUGGCUGAGCGGGCUAAUACCCUCCCCACCCGGCCAUAUGGCAUUCUCGAUAAAUGCUAUUAG